Molecule: messenger RNA, 9425 nt
Organism: Hyla sarda
Lineage: Eukaryota; Metazoa; Chordata; Amphibia; Anura; Hylidae
Gene: COL7A1
Product: collagen type VII alpha 1 chain
Exons: 117
Coding region: 1-9156 (3051 amino acids)
Molecular function (GO): protein binding
Source: RefSeq, a predicted model, not a curated record
AUGGAAAUGUUAAAGGCGCAAGAGGGAAGUAAGAACAAGAACAUACAUCCUAUAGAGAUAUCCCCUAGAACUAGUUUGGAAAUUAGCCUUAUCCCUACUGGAUGGGGAGACUCUGUGGGACAUCCCCUCUCCACAGGCCUACAAGAUUACCAAAUAAGUAUCAUGGAAAGGAAGAUGAGGACAAGCAAGUGGUCACCAGGCUUACAAUUCCAAGCUACCUAUAGGAAAGGGAAGGAUCCGUAUAGUGGAUUAUGCACCUACAGCAAAGGAGUAAAAGAUGAUAGGGUCGACUGCCCUUUUAGUGGCACUGCAUGCCCUAAUAUUAUUACCGGAACGGAGCUCCAGUCAGCAAGAUGUGACAAUAUAUACGAUUCCGAUAUAGUAUUUGUGGUUGAUGGAUCAUCUAGUAUUGGAAGGGCGAACUUCCGGAUGAUUAAGUCGUUUAUGGAAGGAUUGGUCAUACCUUUUAUAAAUGUCGUCAGUCAAGAUGGAGUACGAAUUGGAGUCGUCCAGUACAGUGAUGACCCAAGAACAGAGUUUGAUUUUUCUCGAUACCGAAAUGGGUCUGAGGUAAUACAGGCCAUAAGAAACCUGGCCUACAAGGGAGGGAACACGCGGACAGGUGCUGGAUUAAGAUAUGCCACAGAUAACUUCUUUGGACCAGCCAUUCUCCGGCCUGACAUACCUAAGGUUGUAGUUUUGAUAACAGAUGGAAAAUCCCAGGAUGAUGUUGACCAGGCAUCGCAGAGAUUAAAAAAUCUAGGAAUAAAAAUAUUUGCUGUUGGAAUAAAAAAUGCUGACAGUCGGGAGCUGACCAGAGUAGCGUCCACUCCGACAGAUGACUACUUUUUCUAUGUAAAUGAUUUCAAGAUUCUGGGGACACUUCUUCCACUGGUUUCCCGAAAAGUCUGUAUAACUACUGGAGGCGUCUACAUUCCUGAAACCAGCACUUUUACAGGACCUUCCAACCUGGUUUUCUCUGAUCAGACAGCAGACACCAUGAGGAUACAAUGGACGGCAGCCACUGGGCCAGUCACUGGCUAUAAAGUUGUUUAUGGUCCAUUAACGGGUUUAGGACAGCAGAUCCCACUGGAGUUAAGAGAGAUCAGCCUGACUUCAGCUCAGACAUCUACCCUCCUACAAAGCCUCCGACCUGGCACAGAAUAUUCGGUUACUGUGACCGCUUUAUAUGCCAACAGCAUUGGACAGUCUGUCUCUGGACGGGAAAAAACCUUGAGUCCUCUUGGCAUAUCUAACUUCAGAAUCACAGAGGCCGGCCCCUCCUUUCUCAGACUGGCAUGGACUGUUUCAGGAGGAGAACCCCCAUCAGGAUACAGGCUUACUUAUGCAACUAGAGGAGAUGGAAGGACAGGAGAAAAGACCCUGAGUGGAAGCGCAUUGUCUGACACCCUUGGUGACCUUAGACCAGAUACAGAAUAUAUUCUUGUGCUCUAUCCACAAUACCAGCGACAGACUGGUACCCCGGUCACAAUUACUGGCCGAACACAGCGUAUAGAAGGAGUUACUGACCUGAACAUCCAAGAUGUAACCUCCCAAAGCAUGACAGCAACAUGGAGGGGGGUUCGAGGAGCUACAGGUUACCGUAUCUCCUGGGUGUCUCAGACAGGAGAAGACACUAAAGAUUUUGAUGUGGGCCCAACCAUUAAUUCUUAUGGUAUCCGGAAUCUCGUGGCUAGCACUGAAUACACUGUAUCUGUCAGCCCGCUUUUUGGAGCCUUAGAAGGACCAGCUGUGUCUACCAGAGUUAAAACAGAAUCUGGAAUUGUACAGGUGCUGAGAACGUUUGCUGACAGUCCAACCUCUAUCCAGGUGACGUGGAAUUUCAUCCCUGAAGCGACAGGUUACAGACUGGAGUGGAGACGGGCUAGAGCUGGUACAAAAGGUCAGCAAGUUGUAAACUUACCAACAUCUGUCAACAAGUAUGACAUCACCGGUCUCAGGCCUGGAACAGAAUAUCGUAUCACUCUAUUCACCCUGUACGAUGGCAAAGAAAUAGCAACGCCUGCAACAACUUCUGAAACAGGAAGUACCAUUGGUACAAUCACAAACUUGAAGCUCAUAGAGGCCACCGGCAAGCGGAUACGGUUGUCCUGGAAUGGAUUAGUUGGGGCUACAGAAUACAAGGUUGUGAUUCGCAAUGCUGAUGGAUCCUUUGAAAGAACAAGAAAUGUGCCUGGCAACCAAAACACGAUUGACAUUGAUGAUCUCCAAGAAGACAUAACUUACUAUGUCCUGAUAUCAGCACUUAUAGGGAGACGGGAGGGCUCCCCUGUUUCCCUCACCGUCCGGACAGAAACAGUGGGACUUGGUUCCAUCACAAACCUCCGUGUUCUGGAUGCAAGACGAGGACGUAUUCGUUUGGCAUGGAACGGCGUGCCCAGGGUGACUGAAUACAGGAUCUUUAUCAGAAAUUCAGAGGAUGGGACUGAGAGGAGCCAAGUGAUUUCUGGAGACCAGACGACAUAUGAACUAAUUGAUGUACAAGAAGGCAUCACUUACAUAGUUAGAGUCACACCCGUGGUGGGGACCAGAGAGGGGGUCCCUGUGACCAUCAAUGUCAAGACAGAAGAUACAGUAGUGGCUGGAGUUGCAAAUCUUCGGGUAGUGGAAACAACAUCAUCCAGACUUAGGAUUGUAUGGACUGGCAUUGCCAGAGCUACUGGUUACAGGGUUACAUGGAGGCAAAGUGAUGGUCGUGAGACUAGCAGAACGCUACAGGCAGGAACAACAUCUUACGACAUUGAACCUUUGCAAGGAAGCACCGUUUAUUUCAUUGGGGUGACGGCUUUAAUCGGCAACACUGAAAGUAGCCCUGUAACUAUCACAGCUCGAACAGAUGAAGAUUCUGUUGACCAGGUGACCAACCUGAGAAGUAGUACCAUUGGAGAUAAUGUUAUACGUCUGGAGUGGAGCCCAGUUGCAAGAGCAACAAACUAUAGGAUCACUUGGAGGCGCAGAGAUGGUGUUGAAGUUUCAAGGUUGGUAACCAGAGACGUAACGUCUGUGGACAUCACAGAUUUAGUUCCUGGAACAGCCUACACCAUCUUUGUCUCAACUGUGGUUGGCACAAGAGAGAGUGAACCUAUAUCUAUUGUUGCGCAAACAGCUCGGCAGGAAGUUGGGGCUGUGACAAGUCUGCGGAUAUUUGAGAGCCAGAAUGUUAUAAGGGUGACAUGGGUUGGGGUUCAAGGAGCCACAGCCUAUAAAGUCUCCUGGAGCCCAGAGAGCGGUGGUCCGGAACAAUCUAGAGAAGUCCCUGGUAAUACUAACUCAUUCGAGCUGGUGAACCUAGAGCCAGGUAUACGAUAUGUUGUCAAAGUCACUGCACUGGUGGGCAAUCGUCAAGGGGAUCCGGUGACUGCGAGUGUCACAACACCGGAUGUUCCAGUAAAUCCUGUGGGAGAUCUCAGAGUAACUGAUGUAUCACGUCAACGUGUGAGACUUACCUGGUCGGCAGUUUCUGAAAGCACCGGAUACCGUAUCUACUGGAGACGGGCAGAUGGUGGUCCUGAAACGAGCCGGCUGGUGUCUGGAGAUGUAAGGUACUAUGACAUUGAUAAUCUUCAAGCUGGUGCCCGUUAUCAGUUCCGUGUGGUCUCUCUGGCUGGUGAUCGAGAAAGUGAAGCUGUAUCGAUCUUGGCCAACACCGCUUGCGGGACUGGUAGGACAGACAUUGUAUUCUUGGUGCACACAACUCAAGAUAAUCAGUACAAUGAAGAGGCCAUUAAAAAAUUCCUCUCACAAGCCGUAUCUUCAUUGGGACAGCUGGGACCUGAUUCUACGCAGAUCUCAAUAGGGUCCUACAGCUUCCGACAACGUCCCUCAGUCCUGUUGAACCGCUCCAGCGAGCUGCGGUCAGUUGUGCAACAAAUUCAAAACAUCCCGUUCUCUGAUCCCAGUGGGACCGCUAUUGGUGGUGCCAUAGAUUUUGCAAGGAGCUAUCUAUUUACCCCCGCCUAUGGCAGAAGACGGAACGUUCCUGGUGUUCUGGUACUUCUUGCAGAUAGUCCAUCAUCAGAUGAUGCUCUACAAGCAGCCAGUAAUAUCAAAGCUACAGGUAUUCGGAUUUUGGCAGUGGGAAUGAAUGGAGCUGACCAGGAACAGAUACGAAGAAUAGCCUCUGAUCAACGGAAUGUCUUCUAUACCUCGGAUUCUGCAAACCUGAACAGCCUUGUGGAUCCUUUAGCAGAGGCAAUAUGCACCGUCUCCCAAACUGAAGAGCGUUGUACUGUGCAGUGUCCAGCGGGUGAGAAAGGUCAGAGAGGCGAGCCAGGGAGUGCUGGACGACCAGGGUUAGCAGGACCAGCAGGAGAUCCAGGUCGAGCAGGUCCCCCUGGUUCCCCGGGGCCAGUUGGACCUCGUGGCCCUCCUGGAGAGGGUACAGCCUCAAGAGGACCAAAGGGAGAAACUGGGGAGCCAGGAGCAGAUGGUCUCCCAGGAAGUCCUGGUCGUCCCGGUAAUCCUGGUAUACCCGGUACCCCGGGUAGUAAAGGAUCUCAAGGAGUUAGAGGGGACGGAGGAGAACGUGGUCCCGCAGGUCCAGUUGGUCCAAAAGGAGAUAGAGGAUUACCGGGUGAACCCGGAGAAGUGAUAGAUGGCGGCGGAGGGGUACCAGGCCGAAAAGGUGAACCAGGAACUCCAGGUGUUCCUGGUCAGCCUGGAACUCCGGGGCAGAGAGGGUUAACAGGAUCCCAAGGACAACCUGGGCCAGAAGGACCGAGCGGACCUCCAGGCGUUCCAGGACAAUCAGUGAAGGGAGAUAAAGGAGAACGAGGUGAGAGAGGUCUUCCAGGAUUAGUCAAUGGUGUGGCCAGUAAGGGAGAGCCAGGAAGUCCAGGUACACCUGGUCAAAAUGGAGCAUCCGGCCCUCGAGGACCACCAGGACUACAAGGGCAAAAAGGUGAUAAGGGAGAAACAGGUGAAGGAUUCCCAGGUGCAGCAGGACGGACAGGAGAUCCAGGUGAUCGAGGACCUAGAGGACCUCCGGGAGAACAGGGAAUAAAAGGUGACCGUGGACAGCCUGGUCUGGAUGGGGAACCUGGAGUGAAGGGAGAUCGUGGUCCUCAAGGAUUUCAAGGGCCUAAGGGAAAUCUAGGACAAACUGGUCUGGGAGGUCCAGUGGGACCCUUGGGGCCUGUUGGACCAGCGGGACCACGAGGAGAAAAGGGUGACCAAGGACCUCCGGGAUUGCCUGGCACAUCUGUUUCUACUGCAGCAGGGAUGAAAGGAGAUAAGGGUGAUCGCGGCACACAGGGGCCAGAAGGUCCAAAAGGUGCAAGAGGUGACCCAGGAGAGAAAGGCGAGAGAGGUUCUGAAGGAAUUGGCUCUCCCGGGCAACCAGGAGCUAAAGGAGAACCAGGGGAUAGGGGACCCAUAGGUCUUUCUGGAAGAUCAGGUCCAAAGGGAGAACCCGGUGAUCCAGGGUUGAAUGGUGAAGCCGGAAAAACAGGUCCACCAGGACAAAUUGGUCUUCGGGGCAAAGAAGGAGAAAAAGGAGAUAAAGGAGAUGAAGGGACGCCGGGAGAAUCGGGUAUUCCAGGAAAAAAUGGGGAAAGAGGGCUAAGGGGUCUUCCAGGGGCACGGGGCAACCCAGGAGAGAAGGGGGAUCCAGGAGAAGCCGGAGAAGCAGGAAGAAAUGGUAGCCCUGGUCCUCCUGGCAGUAAAGGCGACCAAGGUGACCCAGGGCCUCUAGGACCUCAAGGACCCCCAGGAAAACCAGGUUCUAUUGAGUCGGUAGUCCCUGGAGUUAAAGGUGACAAGGGUGAUGCGGGUGACCCUGGAGAACAUGGAAGGAAAGGGGAGAAAGGAGAAGUUGGUAUAAAUGGUGUUCCUGGAGAGAGGGGUUUGGAAGGACCCAGAGGGACACCAGGAAAUCGAGGUGAAGCCGGAGAUCGUGGCACUCCAGGUGAAAAGGGUGAACGUGGACCUCCAGGAAGUGAUGGAAGAAAUGGACUUGAUGGAAAACCAGGACAACCAGGAACACCAGGACUGAGGGGGGAUUCAGGGAAACAGGGAGAGCCAGGCCGAGAUGGUCUGCCAGGACUUAGAGGAGAUCAAGGACCCCCUGGACCAAUUGGGCCAGCUGGGCCACCAGGAGUAGCGGGAAAACCUGGAGAAGAUGGAAAGCCUGGACUAAAUGGUAAAAAUGGAGAGGAUGGGACUCCUGGAGAAGACGGAAGGAAGGGAGAUAAAGGUGAAGCUGGUCCUCCUGGCAGAGAUGGUCGAGAUGGUUCCAAAGGAGCAAACGGAGAGGCAGGCCCGCCUGGUCUACCAGGAGUACUGGGGGUUCCAGGACCACCAGGUCAAGCUGGGGUUCCAGGCCAGGGGAUCCCUGGAGUAGCCGGCCCAGCUGGACCAAAGGGUGACCGAGGUGAACAAGGACCCAGAGGUGAACUGGGACGACCUGGAGAAACUGGUCAGAAAGGAGAGCCCGGAGCUGCUGCAAGUGUAGAGAAGUCCCUGAAUGUUUUGGGUAUCAAGAUUUCUGCCCUGAAAGAUAUCAUUGAAGUCUUUGACGAUGGCUCUGGAAUAUCUAUCAUCCCUGCCCAGAAGAAGAUUAAAGGAGAACCUGGAGAACCUGGCGAGAAAGGAGCACCAGGCCGAGAUGGAACUAUGGGAUUUCCAGGAGAAAGAGGGCAGAGAGGAGAAAAGGGAGAUCAAGGUCUCCCUGGUCCACAAGGCCCUACAGGACGUGCUAUUGGAGAACGAGGACCUGAAGGUCCACCUGGACCACCUGGUGAGGCUGGAAAACCUGGAAUUCCAGGAGUACCUGGAAGAGCCGGAGAAUCCGGAGAACAAGGAAAACCAGGAGAUAAGGGUGAAAAGGGAGACCGAGGAGAGCGAGGAGAAGGUGGCAAAGAUGGACCAAGAGGCCUAACUGGGCCCCCAGGACCUAAGGGUGAAACAUUAGAAAUUAUUGCUACUGGGCUUCCUGGAGAGAGAGGACUACAAGGACCAAAGGGAGUCAGGGGUGACCCAGGAGAAGAUGGCGGGAGAGGACUCAAAGGAGAUAAGGGAGCAGAAGGUCCUAAAGGAGAUACAGGUGACACAGGAGAGAAGGGCAAAGAUGGUUCUCCAGGAGUCCCAGGAGAGAGAGGACCAGCAGGGCCCGAAGGAAAGCCGGGUAUGCCAGGCUUCCCAGGAGUGCUCGGCCGACCGGGAAAUCCAGGAGAGCCAGGUCAACAGGGUCCUACAGGACCCCCCGGACAACCUGGAAUAAAGGGGAAUCAAGGAGAGCCUGGACCCAGUGUCAGAGGUUUACCAGGUCCACCGGGCGCUACUGGGCCUCCUAGUUUGCCUGGACCUCCUGGAUUAUUGGGCCCACAAGGACCUCCCGGAGUCCCAGGCUUAGUGGGGGAACCAGGAAAAAAUGGAAUACCUGGAAGAGAUGGGUUACCGGGGAAAGAUGGAGAACCUGGACUUCCAGGGAAGAUGGGCAUUCCAGGUCCUUCAGGUCCUGCAGGAUCCAAGGGAGAACCAGGAGAUGCUGGGGUUCCUGGAGAAUUUGUGGCUGGUCCUCCUGGGCCAAGAGGAGAAAAGGGUGCUCCUGGUGACCAAGCCAACCAAAUUCCUGGUGAACCGGGUGCAAAAGGAGACAGAGGAUUACCUGGGCCUAGAGGAGAGAGGGGGGAACAAGGGAAAAAAGGAGAAACUGGAGAUCCUGGAGAAGAUGGUGUCAAGGGUUCUCCUGGACCUAAAGGAGAUAAAGGUGGAGUUGGCAUUGGGUUACCUGGACCUGCAGGACAAAUAGGACCACCAGGCUUAAAGGGUGAUUUGGGGCUGCCUGGUCCACCAGGUCCUCCAGGUCUGCAGGGCAUUGCUGGGACUCCUGGUCAGCUAGGUCAGAGAGGAGAACCAGGACAGACUGGACCCCCUGGUGCAACUGGGGAAAGGGGUUUGGUCGGUUUCCCUGGAAGAGAAGGAAAUCCAGGACCACAAGGACCAUCCGGAGCUUCUGGGCCAGCGGGACCCCCAGGACCUCCAGGAGUCAAAGGUGACAAGGGUGAACAAGGAAUUGGUCAGUUGGGCCCUAGAGGGGAAAGAGGAGAUCCAGGUUCAAGGGGGGAGGAUGGCCGUCCAGGAUUAGAAGGAGACCGUGGCCCUCCAGGUCUUCCAGGAAACAGAGGAGAACGGGGGGACAAGGGUGAUCCGGGACCAGUAGGACUUAAGGGAGACAAGGGUGACACACUGACCAUUGAGGGACCUCCAGGAGCAAGAGGAAAUAAAGGAGAGCCGGGUGACCGAGGAAUGAAAGGAUCUGAGGGAGAAAAAGGGGAAAAGGGAGACCAAGGGCUGAAUGGAGAAAAGGGAGUCAAAGGAGAGCUAGGAGACAAAGGGGCAACUGGUUUUGUAGGACCUCGCGGGCCUGGUGGACAAAAGGGAGAAACAGGAGUGCCAGGAGAACCAGGAGAGGCGGGUGUACCAGGUAAAGAUGCCUUACCCGGAGGACGUGGAGAGAAAGGAGAACCAGGUCUGAAUGGUUUAAGAGGGCCAAAGGGAGAUCGUGGGAUGAAGGGUCUUUGUGGGCAAGAUGGAGAGAAAGGAGAUAAGGGUGACACCGGCAUGCCUGGACGCCAUGGUCUUCCUGGAAGGAAGGGAGAUUCGGGAGAAGCCGGAAUCCCAGGACAGCCUGGCUUACCUGGAAAAGAAGGACUUCUUGGUGCCAAGGGUGAUCGAGGAAUGGAAGGCUUACAGGGUAUAAAAGGAGAUCAGGGAGAAAAAGGAGAGAGGGGUCCAGUUGGUAUCAUUGGUCCACCUGGACCCAGAGGUGUUGAUGGAAAUUCAGGGCCUCCUGGCCCCCCUGGUGCCCCUGGUGCAAAGGGUCCUGAAGGACUUCAAGGACAGAAGGGUGAUAGGGGCCCUGCUGGAGAGGCUAUUACAGGGUCACGUGGAAUUCCAGGUGUUCCAGGAGAACGAGGUGACCAGGGACCUAUUGGAUCAGAUGGAGUGAAAGGAGAUAAGGGCACUCCUGGAAUGACCGAGGAAGAAGUACGAAACUUUGUAAAGCAGGAAAUGAGCCAGCAUUGCGCCUGUGGAGGUCAGUUCACAUUUCUUGAAAAGAACAUUGGUAAACCCAGAAAGUGCAUGAAGGCGUAUGAAUUUGUGCUGUCACUUAUUUACUGUAAAUUAGGCUAAACAACAAAGAGACAGAUAUAUAUUUUACAUAAACCAUGUCUGAAUAUUUGUUUCAGCUUAAAAUACCAAUUCUGUAGCAUCGUUUCCUAGAACUCCACAUUGUGCUGCUUCUCUAUUCCUGGAUUUGUGUGAAUAAAUAAACAGCUGAGUGUUAGGCUAGGUUCACACUACGGAAUUUCCGCCUGCAAUUCCGCUUUGAAAUUGCAGCCAGAAAUUCCGCUUACUAAAAUGUAUAGUAUAGUAAAUGGGUUUCCGUUCACAAAUUCACA